GUGCGGGAACCAGUCUAUAAAAUUUCAAGAUGGCAGCCUCCAUGCGGUAUGUUCCGUGCGAAAACGAAGGAAAGGAUGGUCUCAUUCUCGCAAAUUUCAACCAUGGGCGGCUGAAUGUGGCCGAGGAGAGUGGCCCCUGCCAGACUCUUAACUUUAAGUACUAUAAGCACACAGACCAAGGAGAUCAUCGGAAGAAGAACCAGCGAAUACUUGUUGCCGAGUCAAACACCAUGCAUUAUGUUGGGCAGAAUUACGGCAUACAUGCACCUAAACACACCUCCAACUGCAAAUAUUUAGUCGGUGUCCUUGACAAGAAGACGGGUAAAAUGAAAAUAUAUGACACGCAGUCGUUCCACCUGAGGCCAUGGUUUGGACAGACUAGGGGAGAGGAGGAAAGUGCCAAUGUAACUGGCAAAGAAGAACUGACCUUUUUACAAAAGAACGACAGGUUGACAGAAGCCUUUGGCAGUUCACGCAAGCAGCGUGCAUUGGAAUCACGGCUUCGCAGUGCCGUUACCUCCCAGGCACUGGAAACGCUGGCCAGCAAGGCAGUCAAGCAUGCUCAAUCACAGCCGGAGACUGUAAUGGUGCCGGAUGAUGAGGCUGACACUAGGGGCAUCCUUCCCCCUUGUAAUAAAGUAGCACAGAGUUUGAAAGAUGUGUACAACCUUGAGGACAUCAUUUCACCAAUUUGUAUGGAGAUGCUGAAGCAGGUGCCUGAUAUCAGCGUCUUGGAGGAAGCUACGAAAGAACAAAUUACAGACUGGAAAAAAGAGGGAAAGUACUCGGACUAUAUUUUGGGCCAUCUUGAGGAUCUACCAAAGGAUGCAGAAGAAAGGCAGCAGAGAGUGUGCAUCUUAGUAUUUAUCCACUACUUGCGCAAGCUGUAUGCCAUAUCCGCUAAGGAGAUCAGGGCUAAAAAAGUGGUGGUUGCGGAGGACCUACCAGAUGUCUUCAACCAACAUCUCCUGGAUACUUUCACUCAGAUGUCAGCCUCUGUGGAUGGGGUUAGAAUGCAAAGAUGUUUUCCUAGGAAACUCAAGGAAAAAGUACUGGUUCACAUGCUUACCCUGGCACUUUUGAUAGACGGCUUCAAGACAGACUUGCUCACCCUACAGAGAGGGAUGACUGCCCAAAUGCAUCUGUUCAGGAAUCAUGCCAGAGCUCUCGGUUGCAAGGUCAAAGUUGUCACCUCAAAAACGCCCAAAGUUCAGAAGCGAGGCAUGCGAUCACGACAGGAGGCCCCGACGACUCCGACUGAAGAUGAGGUCAUGGCUGAGUUGAUCCUGCCUAGAGAUUAUUAUUGGAGACCACAUGAAAGGAAAAAGGACAGACGUUGAUGAACGGACAGGUAGUGUGGUCAUAUCUGCACUAACUCAACACAAUGUGCCUUUGGCCUUUUGGUGUUGACCUUGCCUACCAGUGCAACAAAGUACAUUAAAGUUCCUGGCUAACCAGUAGCAUAUUAUCUAUGUUCCCAGUUUUGUUUAGAGUUGAACACAUUUGCAGAGUUAAGAUUGUGUUCUUGAGCAGGGAAUGUUGCCACAUUGAGUUGUCUUUGCUCUAAAGCCCGUUGGAUAAGGCCUUGGUCAUUUUGUGUUUAUCAUGUCUGAGAGCUGUGAGAGAACUAGUUUAUUAAUGAGCUUUGAACAUGCUUAAUGUAAUCAGUGGCACAGGCCCAUGGCAUUAUAGGGUUUGAUAAAGAGGCUGUACUGGCAAGCUUUGGCCACGAUAAUUAAUUGAAUAAGCCAUGACAAUUAACACAUUUGAAAUUCACAGUAGAUGGAGCAAUCACUGUCAAAGGCUUAUUAAAAAAUGAAUUUAGUAUGAUUAAGUUGAAUCAAAUUUAUUUGUUGGUGUACAAAAAAUGAUUCUUUUAAGUGAAAACAAUUCAAUGGUGGUCAUGAUUGAGAAAAAGCAUGGAAAUAAACACAUGGCUGAAAAUGCACGUUCACAGCCUUUCCAUUCACUUAAAUUUAACUUUUUAAUGUCAUGGUGACAUUUAAGUGCUUCACUUUCCAUGGUACAUUUGUAAUGCCAGUCUUAUUGACUCUUGCCUAGCCACUAAAGAAACAUAGCAAUUUAAAAAAUUCAAUUACUUGGGUUUUGACAUUGAAUGAAAUAGAGUACCGAAGUGAAUAUGUCACGUGCACAAUUAGUGUGUAAAAGGCAUUAGCGUAAGAACAGCACGCUCACUCAAUUUGUUUGCACUGCACUUUCUGGUUCACAGUGACGUCACACUUCGGUACUCUAUUUGUCUUCUGGUUUGCCAAAAAACAAAUUAAGUAUUUGCUGGUUGACUUGCAAGAGAUUGUGAUUGUAUUAUUGUCUCUAGAAAUUCUUCCCAGUCAGUUCAAGUUCGCUUGUGCUGUCCUCCAGAUGUGAUUGAACCUAGAUUAAAUCGUUCCAAGGAACAACGUAAUUGGAUACAGUCAGCAAACCCUGUGUGUAGAGACUUGCUCUUCAGUGACAGAACUGAUAGCUUGGUUGUUAUAUUACAUUCCAAUCCAUUAUUUUGUUACAUUUUGUUGGACCUAUUGGAUAUUUAUCCCAAGCUUCACUGUGUAACAAUAAACCAAGAACUACACUGCCGAGAUGUUUUUCCAGAAAACUUGUCAAAGUUUAGAGACAAAAAUAAACAACAAAGCAAAAAAAAACACCCCAACUCCCUAUUUUUGAAUUUGAUAUACUGCCAGAGAUAUACCUACAUUAAAAUUGAUGAACCGUGUUGAAGAAAAAAGGUGGUUUCGGGAACAUUUGGAUUGGCAGCUGCCAUAGUGGAGCAAUUUUUCUUCAUUCAUCCGUGAAGUCAUUCAGCCUUCAGAGCUGCUGAUUGACUUACCCAAAUCCUGUACUUCUGAGAGAAAGAGAUUGAUGCAUUUAGCGUCUGACGCUGCACUUCCAAGGUGUGAAGCGAAAUUAUCUAAUCAAAUUCCCUUGGACAAGUGACGGGUAUGCUACCGUGGCGACAACACUUCGUUUUUUUCUUUGUGGUGUUAUGCUUUUAUUCUACUCGGGCUGUGGAUGUGGUUUUAUAUAUUACUUAGGCAGCAUGCGUGUGCAGCUGAGAUGAUAAGGCACUAUUCCAAGUCUUGAGUGUGAAAAUGGCUUGUGUGAAUGAAACAAUGUGGGUGAUGAUCAUGUGUGUUGAGAUGUAGGCCGUUGGAAGUCAGUACAACCCUUCUUCUGUCCCUCUGGCUCUUGUCCAUUGAAUUUACAGUGGAAGUUAAUAAGCAUUGCAAGACUGAAAGUUCUCUAUUGAUUACAAAUCAGACCUGAUUAAAGGAAAUGUGUUACAA
This is a messenger RNA of Acanthaster planci (crown-of-thorns starfish), 3299 nucleotides long. Its product is annotated as DNA-directed RNA polymerase I subunit RPA49-like. Gene Ontology annotation, biological process: DNA-templated transcription. NCBI's taxonomy places the organism in Eukaryota, Metazoa, Echinodermata, Asteroidea, Valvatida, Acanthasteridae. The record is from RefSeq and is a predicted model, not a curated record. Gene Ontology annotation, molecular function: DNA binding.